Molecule: messenger RNA, 2067 nt
Organism: Schizosaccharomyces octosporus yFS286
Lineage: Eukaryota; Fungi; Ascomycota; Schizosaccharomycetes; Schizosaccharomycetales; Schizosaccharomycetaceae
Product: zinc ion transporter Zhf1
Exons: 1
Coding region: 569-1750 (393 amino acids)
Biological process (GO): zinc ion transmembrane transport; intracellular zinc ion homeostasis
Cellular component (GO): membrane
Molecular function (GO): zinc ion transmembrane transporter activity
Source: RefSeq, a predicted model, not a curated record
CCCAACCAUAUUUCUCCUCCUUCAACACCACUUUUUGGAAGUUCUUUGACAUUAAUUUCUUUCUUUUUCCCGUUUAAAGAGUCCACAGUUUUAUUACAUUUGUACGAACUCUUUUUUGCCUUUCUUGAACGCUCUACCAACACAGAUCUUCUUGCGUUUACUAUAGAUUCUGAAAAGAAGCAUCAUAUAAGGUUAUCGACCAAAAUCACCGGAUCACUAAGCCUAUUUUUUCUUGAUUGAUAGAAGCUAUAAGUUACUAAUUGUUGUUGGUAUUACCAUACGAUUCGAAAUAGAACACUCCCUUUAGAUGAGCUAUAGAGAUAUAAAUUAACUUGCUAAAGCUCAGACAGUUGUAAUCACGAUACUUGCUUCGUUUAGGGAAUCUGUUUUUAUUGAAUAUCAAGUCGAAGUCGUCAAUACUACUUGCCAAGAGGAUUUGCUUGCCUUCUAAUCCAGAGUUUGAGUUGCUUCCUUCUGGUCGCAUCAUCCUUUCCUAAUUUUCACUUCUAUAUAUAUUUUUUUGUAUUUUGUUGCUUAUUUUUUUGCUUGUUCAUUCAAUUUCCUCCCCAUGGAUUUCUCACGCCAAACUCGUAUUAUCCUGCUUUUGACUAUCGACAUCACCUUCUUCUUUAUUGAAAUUAUUACAGGAUAUGCGAUUGACUCACUAGCUCUGAUCGCUGACUCCUUCCAUAUGCUAAAUGACAUUGUCAGCUUGUUAAUAGCAUUAUGGGCCACUAGACUUGCUCAUUCUACUGAUUAUGAAUCCAAAUAUACCUAUGGCUGGCAGAGAGCUGAAAUUCUCGGUGCUUUAGCCAAUGGUGUUUUUUUAAUUGCCCUUUGCAUGUUUAUUUUUAUGGAGGCUAUCCAGCGCUUUAUUGAACCUCCUUCCGUUACGAAUCCUACAUUAAUGCUUUUCGUCGGGUCUAUGGGCCUUUUAAGUAAUAUUGUUGGAAUGUUCCUAUUCCACGACCACAGCCAUGCCCAUGGUCAUGGCCACGAUCACCAUCAGACAUCUAAUGCACGUAACUACGAAUUCCCCGAAGAAGUUGAUGAUAUUGAGUCAGUCUUACCUUCCACCAUUGUCAACCGUUGUCAUUUCCAAGGACUUCCCCAUGACCAUCCUGCCGCUGACAUUGCUGCCACCGAAAAUUCUCCCUUGCUUAGCUAUAUUGGUUCUCCCACUGGUUCCAAUGUUUCUCGAAAGUCUCCUAGCAACCACGGAGCCAUUCAAGAUUCUUCUCUUCAAAAAGAUGAACACAAGCCUAAGCGUAACCUCAAUAUGCAUGGCGUUUUUCUUCAUGUAUUGGGAGAUGCCCUUGGUAAUGUUGGUGUGAUCAGUGCAGCCUUAGUAAUUGGAUAUACAGACUACUCUUGGCGCUACUUCUUUGACCCUUGCGUAAGUGUUUUGCUCACCUUCAUUAUUCUCCUUAGCGCCAUUCCCCUUUGCAAGUCUGCCGCCUUGAUUUUAUUGCAGGUCGCUCCUCAAAGCAUUCGCAUCGAAGAUGUUUCGCACCUUAUCAGUCAGCUGAAUGGUGUUGAAUCCGUUCACGAACUUCACAUUUGGCAAUUAUCUGACGUAAAGUUAAUUGCUACUGUUCACGUUUGCGUUACUCUUCCUGAUGACCGAGGCGAGUCUUAUAUGAAAUUGACAAAGGACAUCAAUAACGUCCUUCAAUCGUUUGGCAUUCACGAAUGUACCAUUCAACCUGAGUUUGCCAAUCAUCCUCCCCUUUGUCCUACUGCCGUCUAAGACUUUUGUUCCCUUUCCUACGAACACCUUGUCAAUUUGAACGAAAGAGCAUGCAGAGAAUUGUUUACCUCCCUUCGCUUCCUAUUUACGAUCUAAUGUCUUAAUAAUAUGGUAAGCCUGAAAUACAUAAAAUAUGUUUUAUUUAGACCGUUACCCUUUGCGCUUUCGUCAAGCUAGUUAAUUGAUACAUUUACUGGCUAUACAUUUAUGUUUAUCGGUUUGCACAAAAUUUACUCAUUAGUUUUUGCUGUUUAGUAAUGUCAAAAUUGUUCAUAUUAUUAGAAUGCGGCUUUGUAUAUACACAUAUAACAUUUCGA